Messenger RNA from Setaria italica (foxtail millet), 1643 nucleotides. Its product is annotated as probable carboxylesterase 18. The coding region runs from base 184 to 1314 and encodes 376 amino acids. Gene Ontology annotation, molecular function: hydrolase activity. Lineage: Eukaryota; Viridiplantae; Streptophyta; Magnoliopsida; Poales; Poaceae. The transcript has a single exon. The record is from RefSeq and is a predicted model, not a curated record.
UGUUGUGCAGUGAGAGAAGAGAUCUCCUCGCUAGUAGUUUCUUUAGGUCUGUUCGUUUCAGCUUAUAAGCCGUCUGAAAAGUUGAAACAGCUGAUUUGUUAUGAAAGGAAAACACUGUUUGGUGGCUGAUAAGCCAGCUGAAUAAGCUGAAGAGAACAGACCCUUUAUCUUUUGCACUGUUCAAUGGAUAAACAAUUAGCUCCGUGGCCUUAUCAUCAGCAACCGGCGGCCUACGCUCACGGCUCACCCGAGAAACCGAGGGAGACAGGGAGAUCGAUGGCCGCGCCGGAUCCGCCGCCACGGCCCGGGAAGCCCCCGCUGCCGUGGCGUGCGCGGCUGCUUGUGGGCGCCGCCUCCACCCUGCACGGGGCCUCGCUCCGCGGCGACGGCACCGUCAACCGAUUCCUGCUCUCCCUAUUCGACCGCGCAGCGCCGCCCACCCCGGCCCCCGUCGCCGGCGUGGCUUCCACGGACCACGCCGUCUCCGACCACCUGCGCGUUCGUCUCUUCACCCCCACGACCACUGGAGAUGGUGACAGCAAGCAGCUCCCGGUGGUCGUGUACUUCCACGGCGGCGGCUUCGUCUUCCACUCCGCGGCGACGGCGCAGUACGACGAGCUGUGCCGCCGCCUCGCCUCGGCCAUCCCAGCCGUCUUCGCCUCCGUUGACUACUGCCUCGCGCCCGAGCACAAGUUCCCGGCGCCCUACGACGACGGCGAGGCGGCUCUCCGGUGGGUCCUCGCCGGGGCGGGCGACGCGCUCCCGUCUUCCCCCGCGGCCGUCUUCGUGGCCGGCGACAGCGCCGGCGGCAACGUCGCCCACCACGUUGCCGCGCGCCUUCCGAACAACGUCGCGGGCCUGGUUGCCUUGCAGCCGUUCUUCGGCGGCGAGGCGCCGACGCAGUCCGAGCUGCGGCUACGCGGCGCGCCGUUCGGGGCGCCCGAGCGGCUCGCGUGGCUGUGGCGCGCGUUCCUGCCCCCCGGCGCCACGCGGGACCACGAGGCCGCCAACGUGCCGGCCGCGAUCCGGCGCGACGCCGACGGGGGAGAGGGGCGGUGGCGCGCGUUCCCGCCGACCCUCGUGUGCGUCGGCGGGUGGGACGUGCACCAGGACAGGCAGAGGGCGUACGCGGAGGCGCUCCACGCCGCGGGCGCGGUUGAGGUCACCGUGGCGGAGUACCCGGACGCCAUCCACGCGUUCUACAUGUUCGAGGAGCUCGCGGACAGCAAGAAGUUGGUGGCCGAUGUCGCGGAGUUCGUGAACCAGCGCACAGAGCAGCUGAAGAAACGCGAGCUAGAUCGUGCAAAACACUAGUGCUAGUAUCUACUAUCCUUUUUGCGGAUUGUUGCAAUGCAUGAAUUCAUAUAAAAAUCGCACGAAACAGCUUACUUCGUGGUUGGAAUUUAGAAAAUUAUCUAAAUUACCCUAGUUCAAAAGUGAAAAUACGAAGCUUUAGACACGUAUAAAGUUGUCAUUUGGUGCUCGCAGUAUGACAUUUGGCACGAUUCAAUGCAUUGCAUGUGGCAUACCGCAUACAAAACCUUUAGGUACAAAUGCGAAGCCCAUGCACUUAGGAUCACGGCACGGCACACGAUGUAUUGACGAGCUAAUAUGGUAAUAUAAGAAAAAAAUGUUUCUUUUUA